AUAAUCAAAAUAACAAUGGAAGAAGAAAUAAAGGUGCUAGGAUUUUGGCCAAGCCCAUAUAGUCUGAGAGUGAUAUGGGCACUAAAACUAAAGGGAAUAGAGUAUGAUUACAUAGAAGAAGAUAUUUUUAACAAGAGUCAAUUGCUUCUUCAAUACAACCCAAUUCACAAGACGGUUCCUGUGCUUGUUCAUGGCGGCAAACCCAUUUCUGAGUCUCUGAUCAUCCUUGAGUACAUCGAAGAAACUUGGCCCCAAACUCCUCUCUUGCCCAAGGACCCUUAUCAAAGAGCUUUGGCUCGCUUUUGGACACAAUUUGUAGAUGAAAAGCGUCCCACUUUUAUUUCGUUCUUAACAAGCCCUAGUGGUGGGGAGAAGGGAGAAAAGGCAGCAAAAGAAGUAGCAGAAGUCCUUAAAAUCAUGGAAGAAAGGCUUGGAAAUGACAAGUUCUUUGGGGGAGAGACUAUAAACAUGGUGGACAUAGCACAUGGAUGGCUAGCUUAUUGGUUUGAAUGUAUAGAAAAAGUUGUGGGGCUCAAACUCUUGGACCCCAACACUUUGCCAAGGCUGCAUACUUGGGUUCAAGAUUUCAAGCAACUUCCCAUUAUCAAGGACACCUUUCCUGAUCACAAUAGACUAUUAGUCUAUGUGAAAUCAGUUAGGGAAAGGUUCUUGGUCUCUACCGAGUGAAUAAAACUGUCAUAAUUUCAUAUUUCAACUUUGAUCAUUAUGUAUGUUGUUUCAUUCAGUGUCAUGUUUUGGACCCUAUGUGAUGUAGUACUUUAUUGGUUAUAACAAGUGUUUGAGAAUAAGAAAAUAAAAAGAUUGAAUGUGUGGUUUUAA
This is a messenger RNA of Humulus lupulus (European hop), 840 nucleotides long. Its product is annotated as probable glutathione S-transferase. Lineage: Eukaryota; Viridiplantae; Streptophyta; Magnoliopsida; Rosales; Cannabaceae. The transcript has 2 exons. The coding region runs from base 16 to 687 and encodes 223 amino acids. Gene Ontology annotation, cellular component: cytoplasm. Gene Ontology annotation, biological process: glutathione metabolic process. Gene Ontology annotation, molecular function: glutathione transferase activity. The record is from RefSeq and is a predicted model, not a curated record.